AUGGCUAGUGUCUCGGAUGAUGACCUUUGGAUCCUAGACAACGAAGAGGAGGUCGAAUUGCGCAGAAACGAAGAUAGCGACGCCGAUAGCGAUGUGGCCGAAGUGUCUUCUGAAGACUACUACGAGUCUAUCAUGGCCAGCACUUCCAACACCCAAGAACCGAGCCAGAGCAGCCAGAGUCCCACAAGAUCCACUCCAGCAAGAUUGAACUCCAUAGCUCCUCCGUUUGUUUACGAAGAUUCAUGCACCUUAUGGGACUCGGUGAUCCUGAAGGUGGGGCAAACUGUGGAGCUGCAAGACGAAGUCGAGAGAAACUCUACGACACUGCACAGCGGAGACUUUCUGCGAAUUCAUCAGAUCAUCCACAACCUGGAAACCGACGAGACAUUCCUGCGCGGUCUGAGGUUCCGCCGGACCAAGUACUUUCAUGGUUUGUUUCCUCACACGCGCAACGAAGUGGCUAUGGUGGUGGACGUCGACGUGAAUGAUAACCGCACAUUGGACGUGCAAGGUCUCGAGGACAUCCCUCUCGAGGACGUGCUUAGGGUCCGUGAGCUUGUCAUUACCACAGAGGAUGUUCGCAAGACCCUUUUCAGGCCUGUCAUGGAGAGGUGCAGAGGACAAAGUGAAGCACAGACGAUCUCUACGAUAUUUAACGAGGCGCCCCUAGUGUGCCGCUGGAUUCACACGUCAGUCUAUCCUAGUGCUGCCGACAGAGAUUCCACCAGGAAGAACAAGCGCGCCCUGCAAGGCGCGGUCCGGAGAGUCCCGCCGUCUGAAACGGACGGAGGGAUGCAGCAGCAACGUGAAAUCAUUCACCCUCAGCAAUCACCCAGAUCCCAAAACGCCCCACGCAACAACGCCGUCGAUCUUACAAGACCUAUUGAAGAUGCAAGACUCAAAGACAGUAAAACCAAACGGCCGCCUGCUUCCUCCGAUACUGCGUCCGAAGCAAGCCCAUCUAAGCGUCUAAAACUGCGGGCAGUGGCAACGAGGCGCAAAUUGACUUGGGCUGAUGCGUUCUGCUGCUCUGGAGGUGCAACAAGAGGCGCUGUCAUGGCCGGAGGUGUGCAAGUGAAGUGGGCAAUGGACCACGAUGAUAAAGCUCUGCUCUCCUUUGCUUCUAACUUUCCAGAGGCGACGCUGUACAACGACAGAGCGCAGGACUUUACUGCGCGCUUGUUUGACAGCCACGUUGACAUUUUGCAUCUGUCACCACCCUGUUCGUACUUCUCUAAUGCGAACUGGAGAAUCGCCGGAUAUGAGAGAGGAGAGACCUUCGAGCGGCCUGAGGAAGGCCUCGCUAGGGAUGAAGAGAAUAGGGCCGCUCUCUUCACCGUCGGACCGAUACUAGAACACUGCCGGCCUCGCGUUAUGAUUCUGGAGCAGACCGAUGGGCUUUUCUACCGCCAUCACCGUUAUUUCUCGGCGCUACUGCGUCAAAUACUGGAUGCUGGCUAUAGCCUCCGCUGGAAGAUUAUGAAGUUUGUGGACUAUGGCAUCCCGCAGGACCGCAAGCGACUGGUCAUCAUGGCGUCUGCGCCAGGCAUUCCAACGCCAGAGUUCCCGAAGCCGACUCACGGUCCUGGGUUGCGGCCCUACGCAACCAUCUAUGAUGCUUUGCAUCGCCCAGAGAUUCCCGUCACUGCCACUCAUCACGACCCGAACACCAUGCCUAGGAAGGACGACCGCUAUACCGACCCGCACAGUUCGAGGGUAAAAACUCUAACAACCACGGGAGGGGUGUUGCAUUACAGUGGAACGAGGAACAAUACACCCCGAGAGCAUGCCCGCUUUUGCGGAUUCCCAGAUAACCACAUGUUUGUCGGCACUAACACGGACGCCUACGCCCAGGCUGGAAACGCCGUGCCCCCGUCCGUGUGGAAGCUCCUUGUACAGUCGGUUAAGAAGACCCUGAAUGAUUUUGAUAGGAACCUCGAGAAUGAACCGGCUGGGUCUGUGACGCCAUCAGGUCACAACACAUUAUCAGACUUCGCUAUAACAACUCCUCAGCGGUCCACCGGAAGUGACAGAGCGUCAUCAGAUGUUGUGGACCAACGUCGUGCUGUGGACAGAAGCGCCAGGCGGGCUCGCUCGAUCUCCCUGGCACUUAGGCCACGAACGCUACGGUCGUCAUCGUCAUCAACAUCGUCUCGGACACUGUCACCGGAGCCUGUGGUUUCAACACCAGGAGAGGGGUCUGGCGGUCGGAGCUCUCGUGCCAAUGAACAUCGGAACGUCAUUAUACUGGACGACUAG
Molecule: messenger RNA, 2259 nt
Organism: Coniosporium apollinis CBS 100218
Lineage: Eukaryota; Fungi; Ascomycota; Dothideomycetes
Exons: 2
Coding region: 1-2259 (752 amino acids)
Molecular function (GO): methyltransferase activity
Source: RefSeq, a predicted model, not a curated record